GCUUAUACUCUAUGUUGUUUGGAGCUAUUCCUGCUGGCCACGUUUGUGCAACCUCCCUCCCAUUUUUUUUUCCUUUCUCCCCCUUUUUCCCUUUGUGCGUUAAUUAUCAUUACACUCCUGCGUUAUGGUUAAAUUAUGUCCCGGUGAAUUAAUGUUAAUAGGGUUGCACGACGCGCACCCACAUUCCUGCGAGGAAAAAGAGAGAGGGGGGAAAGAAAGAGAGAGAGAGAGAGAGAGAGAGAGCCGGUGAGAAAUGCUAUGAUUCGCCAUUCCAUAUCAUCUUUCUUUUUUUUUAAGAUGUGCAGCGUCUAGAAAACAGCCCCUGCACAGGCAUCCAUUCUGAUUGUGAACAUGUAUGUGCCGCUGUGCACGACUCUCUCCCCCCUCCUCUUCUCCGUCUGUAGGUUGCACCGUGUUUCCUGCCGGGGUAGUCUUGAGGGUUUUUUUCUCCCUCUGCAUGUGUAUCAAUAACAUUCGCAGGAAGAAAGAAGAGUCGUUGCGGUGCCCGCUCGCUGGUGAUGUUUUUGGUAGGUCUCAUGGUGUAACACACAGCCCAGUCAGUAACAGGAACCAGUUCAGUCCCUGCAAUGGCUUGUGUUGUAAAAUGGACGUUUUAAAGAAGAUAUAAUGAAAACACGGACACACAAAGAAUCGAUGCCCAUGCGCAGUGGGCGACGGCGGGGGGCAAGUGAGGAGAGAAGGGGUAGACGCCCACACCCCAGCCCCAGUCGCCCUGAACGCAACGAUAGACAGACGCAAAGAGGUGCUGGUGAGGAAUUGGCUGGAAAUCGCUUCAGUCGCAGAUCACAAGGGCAUGAUUCAUCAGAGAGUGAGGGGGAGGAACUUGUGUCUCCUCCAAAGAGGCAGAAAGUUCAGGAUUCGGCCUCUACCCCAAACCCUCCAACAUCAACACACUCGACUGACAGCUCAGCUCCUUCCACGGUUCCACCUCCGACCUCAGUUGCCAGCCAAUCCCGUGAGAGUGACAACGAAGAUGGCCAAUCCCAGGGCAGUAGGAGUUCAGUUGUAGGGAGCCUGGCCAAUAGCAGCAGUAGUCUGAGCAGUGGGCGGGAUAUAGACCAGGACAAUCGUUCCUCAUCCCCAAGUCUCUCCGCUUCCCCUUUGGGUAGCCUGGACUCUGAUUCCGAUGGCCCCGACUCACCAAAGCAAGGAGAGAGGGAACGAGAGAAAGGCAAGGAGGGAGGAGCUGGCAAGGUUUCAGGAGAGGACAGGAGAGCGCUACGAGAGGGGAGAGGGGAUGAGUCCUGUGGAGAUGGAGAAAAGCGGGAUGUGGACGCACGAAUUGAAGACUGUCCGUCUCUUAAGCCCCCCUCCACUCCAUGCUCUUCCUCUGGUCUGACUCCCUCUCUCCGUGGAGCAGGGGAUUCAUCCAAUGACAGCAAUAGCGGGAGGAAGUCCUAUUUCUCCCUGGACUCCAAAUUAAUGUGUAAAGUUGAGUAUGGUGUUGACGGUGCACUUAGUGGCAACAGAAUGAAUUCCAAAGCCAGCACGCAGUGUGUGACCAAGACAACUAUCUCGGGAGGAGAUUUUUCCCAUAACAGCCCCAACCUUCCCCACUCUUUGCCCCCUCCUCUUCCUCCACCACCUGCGCUAAAGCCCUUGGAGCUUGGGGGACAAAACCUGCCUGCUGAGGUUAAGACAGAAAGGGACAAAAUAGAAAAGGCAGACAAACUCCUGGACAAGGCUCAGUCCACUCCUCCUUCUCUGUUGCCACAGACCGGCCCACAGCCACAGUCCCAGUCCCAGUCUCAGACCCAACCCUCGGCCCACCCUCACCACUACAGCUCCACCAGCUGGCAGGGUGGUACAGCAACUGGUUGCCAAGGGAGCUGGGGCUACACCCGUUACCCUGGAAACCACCACCCACACCAACCACAGCACCAGCCCCCAGUGCAGCAGCAGCAACUUCCCUCUGUUUACAACCCUCCGUCCUCUCGCCACUCCUCCUCCCACCCCUCUUACCUCCCCCAUCCUCAUCCCCACCCCCACAGGGAGUACCUUCCCAGGUACGCUGGAGGGGGAGGGGACAGAGAGAGGGGGGCCGCAGGAGAGAGGGAGAGGGGAGUGAGGGGGGAGUGUGGGGGGAGGGAGAUCAACAGGGAGUUCUCUGCUCCCAUUGGCAACAGCAGCAACAAUAGUAGCGGGGGUAAUGGUAAUAGUACUUGUGGUGGGAUGGCUGGGUCCAAUAGCAUUCAAAGCAGGGAGUUUGGGGGUCUUUCAGUGGGUCAGAACCGGGACUUCCAAGGUUCUGGAAGAGAUGGACCUAACUUAGGUCCUGAAAGACGAGACUUUGGUCCAGCUUUCAGAGACAGAGAGCGAGAAAGGGACAGGGAACGGGAUGCAGGGAGGGAGUUUCCUUUGCCAAACCAAAACCAGAGUAGAGACUUUGGCCCCAAUGGAACUGGAGGGGGGCAUCCCAGAGACAAAGAUGGAGGCAGAUGGGGUGAGUUUGGGGGCCAGACAAGAGAGGUUGUAGGCAACAGUAACCCAAACAACAACUCCAUCCCCCAGGGAAACACCCCAAGUUCAACCAGCGGGCUACCUGUCACCCCCAUGCUGAACCGGGACCCACCUGCAUCGCCCCAAAACAACCCCAGUCACCCUUCCCAUUCCUCCCUGCCCCCACACCCCCACCCACAUCCGCCAAAUUCAUCCAGCCGAGACUUCCCUCCUCCCAUGGACCAAGCACAAACCCCCUCCUCUGGAUCAGACCACUUUCACAGAGAAUAUCCAUCCACUGGAGGAAAAGACUUUCCUGCUGGGGCGCCUUCUUCCACUGGCACAAAUCGAGAGUACCUCAGUCCCCCUGGGGUGACCCCAAACCUGGGACGAGAGUAUUCAGGGCCUGGAGGAACCCAUCACCCCCACCCACCUCACCCCCACUACCAGUCUGGGCCCAGAGACAGAGAGAGAGACUCAAACCUGCGAGAGUCCACUCUGUACCAAAAUCGGGGAGGCCCAAAUCAACCUCCUGCACUCUCUCCUUCCUCCUCCUCUAGUCAUCAUGGACACCCUCCGAAUGCUCCUUACCCACCUCCACCCCCUCAGCCUCCUCUACCCCAACCUCAAACUUCCCACACUCAGCCACCUCCAUCAGGUAUGGCACCCAAUGUACGCCCCCCUCAUUACCAGUCCUCCGCCCAGACUCCUCCAACACCCUUAUCUCCAUUACCGAGCCCAUCCACAAAUCAGAUUGGAGGCUUUUCAUCUUUUCCCCCUGGCUCCUCCUCUGGGCCUAACAUGCCACUUCCUGGGCCGGGCGCGUCAUCCAGCUGUUCACCCGGAUGUCGCCCCUCCCCUUUUCAUGGCACUUUGAACAGCCACCCUCCGUUCAGUGGAACGUACCACUCCAACGGGAACAGCGGCAGUAACAUGGCCAACAGCAAUAGCAACAGUAGCGCGCCUAAUAGCAGCAAUACCAACUCACAAUCACUCUCGCCUCAAAAUGUUUCGAAAGGACCUCCACCUCUUAGUAACUCGGCAAACAACAGCAACAGCAUUUCAACCCCUGCUUCUAGUUCUUCACUCCCGGGUGGAGACGGACAUUCGGAUUCAGGCCCACCUCCCACACCUGUUAUCAAAGAGGAGCCAAUAGAAGACAGGGAAGAGAGUGAAAGCCCACCACCCGUGUUGAGAAGCCCCUCUCCUGAACCCAAACCUGUAGACAUUCCCAUCCACGCCAGUCAGUCAGCACGGUUUCACAAGGUCCUUGACCGUGGCAGCGGGAACUCCUGUGCCCGCAGUGACGUUCUCUUUGUGCCGUUGGACGGCUCCAAACUGUGGAAGAAGAGGAAUGAGGUGAUUGAAAGGGCACGCAGGGAGGUCGAGCAGCGGGCCAGAGACCUAAGAGAAAAAGAGAGGGAACGAGAGAGGGAGCGUGAGCGUGAGAGGGAACUGGAUCGACAUCUACAGCAACAGAAGGAUGUCAACGCCGCUGGAGGGGGUCGCCAGGGCUCCUCUCUGUUCUUCCCCUCCUCUUCUUCGAUCAUCCUCGACCCUUCAUCUUCUUCCUCGUCUUCCUCGGGGAACUCUGUCUCCUGCCCUCCCCCUCACCCCCAGCAUCACCCCUCACACCCUCAUGCUCAUCUUGCUCCGGCACACCAUCUCCACCCCACCCUCGCUCACUCUAUCCCCCACUCCCUCCUCCUGCCAUCUAUGGGUGGGGCCACCACAGUGGUUGGCCCUCAGGGAGCCCUGGGAAUAGGUUUAGGAGGUCCAUAUUUGGGCCCUGACACCCCAGCGCUAAGAACCCUGAGCGAGUAUGCUCGCCCUCAUGCUAUGUCUCCACUGGGGGCAGCAAGUCGUGCCCAGGCACACCACCAACAAGUUCACCACGGCCACCCCCAUGUCCACCCUUCAUUCUUCCUUCCCCAGUUCCAAAAUCAUGCUUUAGGCCACCCACAUCACCUGCCUACUGAUGCAGCUACAGCUGCAGCCAUCUUGGGUUUUUUGUAUGGUGGCAGCCUUGAAGGCGGUCCAGGUGUUGGCGGCCAUGCUGGGGUGGCAGGAGGCCCAAUACCUGGAGGGAUCGGGGGUGCGGGGUUAGGUGGAGUUGGCUUUCCGCAUGCAGUGGCUGCACAUAGAGAUCGAAUAAAGCCAGGAUUUGAAUUUAAGAGUGAUGAGCGGGUUUACCCACCAGGGUCCAUACCUGAUCCCGCAGCUCUUGCCCUUGCUCACUCUCAUUCUCAUCAUGCCCAUGCCCAUGCCCAUGCCCAUGCCCAUGCCCAUGCCAAUGCUCAAGCGCAUGCACACUCCCUGCUCCUGGGAGGAGGUGCAGUGGGAGCUAAUGAGGUGUCACUCUAUGGCACUCCUCCUCCCCCAUCUCCUGCUGGCCCCCCACACCUCCAGAACCCAACUCUGGCACAAGUAACUCGACCUCCGAACCCUCCUGCCCCUCAGUCCCUGUCCAAUCCACCCCCUUCAUCUCUCCUCACACCCUCUCUCCCCUCUCACCCAUCAUCUGCACCACCGGCUGCCCCCCCAGCUCCAGCAGGGCCUGCUGCUCCUUCACCAGCUCCUCCUCCACCUGCUCCGCCGACCUCCAAUGCCGCCUCACUCCAUCACCCAGUCCCCCAUUCUUCUUUUCCCAGCUCCCUGUCCUCUCAUCUGCCACCAGCCCCUGCCCCAGCCGCUCCCCCUGAGACCUACCCCACUCCCACUCGCUCUCCUGCCUCUUACGAGCGAGAUAGGAGUGGAGAAAGAGAGCGGGAGAGGGAGAGAGACAGAGCAACUUUGCCGGCCUUUGGGGACAGAGAGCGAGAAAGAGAAAGGGAGAGAGAAAGGGGAGGAAGUGGUGGAGGCGGAGGAGGAGGAGGAGGAGCAGGAGGGGGAAGUGGAGGAGGAACCGGUGGAGGAGGUGGAGGAGAGAAUCUGGGGCGUCUUCAGAUGUUAAACGUGACACCUCAUCAUCACCAGCAUUCACACAUCCACUCACAUCUUCACCUGCACCAGCAAGACACAGCGACGGGCGGGGUUCACCCCCUGAUGGACCCGUUGGCGUCGGGGUCUCCUUUGGCACGCCUCCCUUACCCAGGAGCCACACUAGGCACCCCCAUCCUGGCUCACCCCCUCACUGACAGCGAGGUGCUCCGCCAACAGCUGUUCGGUGAGGAGAAGGCUCCUCGUCCAUGUGCUCCUUUCCGUGACCUGCCCCAGCCGUCCUCCCUCACUGGUCCCAUGUCAGCAGCCCAUCAGCUCCAGGCCAUGCAGCAGGCCCAGAGCGCAGAGCUGCAGAUCCAGAGACUGGCCCUGGAACAACAGUGGAUCCAUCACCAUCACCACCACUCCCUCACCCAGGACGAGUAUUACAGUCACCUGAAGAAAGAAAGUGACAAGACCCUGUGAGGGAGGGGCACGACAAAGAGCAGCAUGGAGAAAGUCGAGGGAGAAUGUGUGCAAAAUUAAAGGAAUAACGCUAAACAAAAGCACUGACAACAAUGAAGGAAACAAAGACUCAAAACAAAAGCUGGACUAAUGGACAAGGGAAUUCACUGAAGAAAACAGGAAGAUUUUGAAGGAUUAACAAAAGAGGGAGGAAGGCGUAAAAGUGUUGCACACAGUCCCUGCUAAACUGCACCACGUUGAAGGUCCAGGACUCCAGCGCUUCCCUGCAUAAUGUUCUCAAACUCCAGUCCUGUUUUGUAUCGUGCUCUGUACAGUAUAUUAGAUGGAGGCGGCAAUAGUGAAGUACAGUAUGUGUAAAAUACUUGAUGCCAGAAGGAAUGUGUACAUGAGUCUCUUUUAUGUCAUUGCAUGUAGCUAGGCGCUUAUUCUGAACUGGUGGAACUUUUGGUUCUAUUUUUAGUAAUUCCCCCCUCUUUUGUAUCUGAGGGGCGUUCUAUAUGCAUGAGACCAGCAAUUUAGUGUUACGUUAUGUUUAUGAUCAAUAGUAUUGUUAUUAUGAUUAAUGUUGUCUGUUUGUUGAUAAUGAUAUAAUUAUAUAUACAGUACAUAUUAUUUGUAUUAUUUUUUUACAUUUUCAUGGUAUGGCAGUUGGUUUUUAUUUUUUAUUUUUAUUUUCAAUUUACCUUGUGAAACAAGAUGCAAAUGAAGGCAAAAAAAUCUGGAAAUAAAUUAUAAUCUUUU
Messenger RNA from Dicentrarchus labrax (European seabass), 6606 nucleotides. It is a transcript of the gene atn1, whose product is annotated as atrophin 1. NCBI's taxonomy places the organism in Eukaryota, Metazoa, Chordata, Actinopteri, Moronidae. The record is from RefSeq and is a predicted model, not a curated record. The transcript has 10 exons. Gene Ontology annotation, cellular component: nucleus. Gene Ontology annotation, molecular function: transcription corepressor activity. The coding region runs from base 628 to 5865 and encodes 1745 amino acids.